AUGGUAAAGGUAGUAGUAAAGUGGACAAAGGAAAAGUAUGAUGUAGAUGUUGACCCUUCCGAGUCUGUACUAGAAUUCAAGAGUAAACUUUACUCUCUCUCUCAUGUUCCAACUGACAGACAAAAAAUUAUGGGAUUUAAAGGUGGUAUCCUUAAAGACGAUGCCAGUUGGAAAGAUUUAGAUUUGGUAGAAGGAAAGGUAUUGAUGAUGGUUGGAUCGGCAGAGGAACUUCCACAACCAAAACAAAAGAUUACAUUUGUUGAAGAUCUUCCACAACAACAAGCCGAUGCAUUGAUUCAUAAUAUGCCAUCUGGUCUUUAUAACCUCGGAAAUACUUGUUAUCUCAAUGCUACUUUACAAUGCAUGAAAGCUUGUCCAGAAUUAAUGUCAAUCAUUAAAAAAUACAAACCAACAGGAACUCAAUACUCGGCAUUGGUAAAGGCAUCACAAGGUAUAUUUAAUGAACUAUCUAAAACUACUGGUGAACCAGUUGGAUCAAGUACCUUUUUGAAUCUAUUUAGAGCACUGUUCCCACAAUUUGGUGAAAUAAAGGAGGGGGCAUAUAUGCAACAAGAUGCCGAUGAAGCUUGGUCACAGUUAUUGUCUGCCUAUGCCAAUGAAUUCCCAAUCAACGCCAACGACAAGUCAACCAAUCCAACACAAGCAGUUGAGAAAUCAUUUAUUGGUAAAUUAUUUGGCAUUGGUGUAACAGAUACCUACCAGUGUAAAGAAAACCCAAGUGAAGAAUCAACCUCGAGAUCUGAAACUCUUCUCAAACUUCCAUGCAAUAUUGGAACAGAAACAUCUUAUCUUUUCGAAGGUAUCAAGAGAGGAUUAGAGGAAGAUAUCACCAAAAAAUCUCCAUCUCUAAACAAGGAAGCUGUCUAUACUAAAAAGACCACACUCAACCAUCUACCACCAUAUCUUAUGGUCCAAUUUGUUAGAUUCAAUUGGAAACAAGGUGUAAAGAAACCAAAUGAUCAAGGAGGUGUUACUGGUGUUAAAACUAAAAUUAUUAGACAAGUUCAAUUCCCUUUUACUUUGGAUAUUUUCGAUUUCUGUUCACAAGAUUUAAAGGAUAACCUUUCAAUUGGCAGAAAGAGAUUAGACGAUGAAUUCAAUGCAUCAUUGGAAAGAAAGAGAAAGACUUUUGAUGGACAAGAACAAGGAGGCAAACAAAAGAAAGAAACCAAAGAAGAAGAAAUCUUUGAUAUUACUGCCGACGAAGAUGCCUCUAAAAACUCGACUGGCAAAUUUGAAUUAAAAGCAGUUCUUACCCAUCAAGGUAGAUUUGCCGACUCUGGCCAUUAUGUGGCAUGGGUGAAAAAAGACGAUAACAAGUGGCUCAAAUUCGAUGAUACAACAGUCUAUGAGGUCAAUGACGAAGAGAUCAAGAAGCUCCAAGGUGGUGGAGAAUGGCACAUGGCUUAUAUGUGUCUUUACAAGGCCAUAAAGGCUCCAGAGGAAGAUAAAUCAUCAUCAACUCCAAUGGAUACCUCUACCACUACCACUACCACUACUAAUCAAUAA
Messenger RNA from Cavenderia fasciculata, 1530 nucleotides. RefSeq names its product ubiquitin domain-containing protein (gene usp14). The transcript is spliced from 5 exons. Gene Ontology annotation, molecular function: proteasome binding; cysteine-type deubiquitinase activity; protein binding. Lineage: Eukaryota; Evosea; Eumycetozoa; Acytosteliales; Cavenderiaceae. Gene Ontology annotation, biological process: regulation of proteasomal protein catabolic process; protein deubiquitination; proteasome-mediated ubiquitin-dependent protein catabolic process. Bases 1 to 1530 code for a protein of 509 amino acids. The record is from RefSeq and is a predicted model, not a curated record.